CUCAAACAUUUCUACAUACAGGAGAAAUAUUCCUACUCCUGUUUCUGGGUUAAAAUCAGAAGAAACAUGUGAUGUGAGGCGUUAAGGAACCACCUUUAUUCAGCUUUUGAAAGGAAAACCGAAGCAUAGAUGGACGAAGUUGCAGCUGACACUCGGCACAUCCUUGGAGUACUCAACUGGAUAACGGCUGCACGAAAACCACGAAACCGUGACGAUUGGCGGAAGUUGCUGGUGGAGGCCCGGGCCCGGCAAGGAGUUGUUGCGCCGAGCGAGUGGAAGUCGAAAACAGUGAUGUAAUCGAAGCUCACCGAAACUCAUACUUUAACUAAAAGGACCAAUCAAGAGUUUGCGGAAUCCAUAAAUCGCGAUCGAAAUAAAGGGAUCUUAUUCUCGUGAACACAUUGUUACUACUCCAACAUUCUCUGAAUUACAUUAAUUGUGAAAUCAUAAGAUUUUGUGGUCACCCAUCCCACCCAAGUAGAACAAUACUUGUGAAGUUGUACUGUUGUACUUUCAGGAUUUGCGAAUUUCCUUUACAGUGUGCUUGAAGUGAUGUUGAAGUCAUCCACCAUCUCGUAGUAGCGACCGGAACUAGCGCCAAAUAAAUCAUCUUGUAGCGGAGUAGUUGCAUAGUAAUGGAAAAGGCACCGGCGAACCAUUCAUUAAUCU
Molecule: messenger RNA, 669 nt
Organism: Nezara viridula (southern green stink bug)
Lineage: Eukaryota; Metazoa; Arthropoda; Insecta; Hemiptera; Pentatomidae
Source: the annotation of a GenBank genome assembly